This is a messenger RNA of Oncorhynchus masou masou (cherry salmon), 2682 nucleotides long. RefSeq lists its product as uncharacterized. The transcript has 3 exons. Bases 1 to 1122 code for a protein of 373 amino acids. The record is from RefSeq and is a predicted model, not a curated record. Lineage: Eukaryota; Metazoa; Chordata; Actinopteri; Salmoniformes; Salmonidae.
AUGUUUGGACAGGUUCAAGUCCGGCCUCUGGCGGGGUCACACAAGAACAUUCAGACUUGUCCUGAAGCCACUCCUGUGUUGUUGUCCUGUUGGAAGAACCCUGGGCGCUGUCCGGAACACUGGGCGCUGUCCGGAACACUGGGCGCUGUCCGGAACCCUGGGCGCUGUCCGGAACCCUGGGCGCUGUCCGGAACCCUGGGCGCUGUCCGGAACCCUGGGCGCUCUCCGGAACCCUGGGCGCUGUCCGGAACACUGGGCGCUGUCCGGAACCCUGGGCGCUGUCCGCAACACUGGGCGCUGUCCGGAACCCUGGGCGCUGUCCGGAACCCUGGGCGCUGUCCGGAACACUGGGCGCUGUCCGGAACACUGGGCGCUGUCCGGAACCCUGGGCGCUGUCCGGAACCCUGGGCGCUGUCCGGAACCCUGGGCGCUGUCCGGAACCCUGGGCGCUGUCCGGAACCCUGGGCGCUGUCCGCAACACUGGGCGCUGUCCGGAACCCUGGGCGCUGUCCGGAACCCUGGGCGCUGUCCGGAACCCUGGGCGCUGUCCGCAACACUGGGCGCUGUCCGCAACACUGGGCGCUGUCCGCAACCCUGGGCGCUGUCCGCAACACUGGGCGCUGUCCGCAACACUGGGCGCUGUCCGCAACCCUGGGCGCUGUCCGGAACCCUGGGCGCUCUCCGGAACCCUGGGCGCUGUCCGGAACCCUGGGCGCUGUCCGGAACCCUGGGCGCUGUCCGCAACCCUGGGCGCUGUCCGCAACCCUGGGCGCUGUCCGUAACACUGGGCGCUGUCCGCAACACUGGGCGCUGUCCGCAACACUGGGCGCUGUCCGCAACACUGGGCGCUGUCCGGAACCCUGGGCGCUGUCCGGAACCCUGGGCGCUGUCCGGAACCCUGGGCGCUGUCCGCAACACUGGGCGCUGUCCGGAACCCUGGGCGCUGUCCGGAACCCUGGGCGCUGUCCGGAACCCUGGGCGCUGUCCGGAACCCUGGGCGCUGUCCGGAACCCUGGGCGCUGUCCGCAACACUGGGCGCUGUCCGCAACACUGGGCGCUGUCCGGAACCCUGGGUGCUGUCUGAACCUCGAGCUGGUACAGGAGCAGCAGGGCUCUACAUGACAGAGCACUGGAUCGCCGUCAGGCUACACAGUGAAGUACUGACCCAGUAGAGGGCACCAACACUGGGGUAGAGCAGUCUGGAAGGAGGGCAGGCUGCCCAGAGGACCAGAGAGCAGAUGUAGCCUACAGAGGAGAGAGAAGGGAGCCUUGGCCCCUCUAGAAAAAGAAGAGGGGUGGUUCUAUGAGGCUCUGUAUUAGAAUCUGGAUGAGGGGAGAAGAUCCUGGACUGUGAAGCUAUGACACUUUAUUGUGAAGCUAUGACACUUUAUUGUGAAGCUAUGACACUUUAUUGUGAAGCUAUGACACUUUAUUGUGAAGCUAUGACACUUUAUUGUGACGCUAUGACGCUUUAUUGUGAAGCUAUGACACUUUAUUGUGAAGCUAUGACACUUUAUUGUGAAGCUAUGACAUUUUAUUGUGAAGCUAUGACACUUUACUGUGAAGCUAUGACACUUUACUGUGAAGCUAUGGCACUUUACUGUGAAGCUAUGACACUUUAUUGUGACGCUAUGACACUUUAUUGUGAAGCUAUGAUACUUUAUUGUGAAGCUAUGACACUUUAUUGUGAAGCUAUGACACUUUACUGUGAAGCUAUGACACUUUACUGUGAAGCUAUGACACUUUACUGUGAAGCUAUGACACUUUACUGUGAAGCUAUGACACUCUACUGUGAAGCUAUGACACUUUACUGUGAAGCUAUGACACUCUACUGUGAAGCUAUGACACUUUACUGUGAAGCUAUGACACUUUACUGUGAAGCUAUGACACUUUACUGUGAAGCUAUGACACUCUACUGUGAAGCUAUGACACUUUACUGUGAAGCUAUGACACUUUACUGUGAAGCUAUGACACUUUACUGUGAAGCUAUGACACUUUAUUGUGAAGCUAUGACAUUUUAUUGUGAAGCUAUGACACUUUACUGUGAAGCUAUGACACUUUACUGUGAAGCUAUGACACUUUACUGUGAAGCUAUGACACUCUACUGUGAAGCUAUGACACUUUACUGUGAAGCUAUGACACUUUACUGUGAAGCUAUGACACUUUACUGUGAAGCUAUGACACUGUGAAGCUAUGACACUUUACUGUGAAGCUAUGACACUUUACUGUGAAGCUAUGACACUGUGAAGCUAUGACACUUUACUGUGAAGCUAUGCUUGUGAUGUCUACGUUUGACCGUGGUGUUUUGAUACCGUACUGCUUAUUCACUGGUAGGCACUUUUUUGUUAUAUGAAUCACUUUUGUAUUGUUUUUUGUAAUGAGAACAGUUUCCAAGACCUUCUACAGUUUGUAGUAAGUGAAACUUCAUUGUUAUGGAAAUGUCCUAUGACAAUGACCACCCAGGCUGUAACCAGCUGUGAAAUUGGUUUAAAUUUCCCUUUUAAUAGGUUGUCCUAUUUUCUUUGAAGGGUUGAACACAUGUUUACUUUCUGCAAGGCAAGCCCCCCCCUUCAUAAACACAUUCACUAUUAAUUAUACUCUUUAACAGAUACAGUCUGUGUCAAUUUUGUCUUUAUGGUUUUAAAUAUCAGGGUGAAUUAUAAUAUGUGCUUGUGAAAUCAA